Messenger RNA from Paramuricea clavata, 468 nucleotides. The record is from the annotation of a GenBank genome assembly. NCBI's taxonomy places the organism in Eukaryota, Metazoa, Cnidaria, Anthozoa, Malacalcyonacea, Plexauridae.
AUGGAUGUAUCAAUGCAGGCUUUUUUUCCCAAACAAAGAAAUGAAAAUUGGCAAUGGCUCUAUGUUGGUGUGAUGGAGGAUGGAAGUGAAGUCGCGGUAAAACGAACGUUAACACAAAGUGGAGAAGAUGCAGCUAAAAAUGAGAACGAGAUUUUAAAUAUGAUAAAGACAGAGGAAUUCCCAUUUAUAGUCAGCUACCGACAUUGUUUACGCGAUGAUACCCUUGUGUACCUUAUUAUCGAUCUCUGUGAAGAAAACUUGAACAAUUACAUUCAGUCUCAAAACAUUGACUGCUUCCAACAACAUGGCCCAAGAAUGAUCAAAGAAAUAUUAACAGGACUUACAUUUUUACAAGAUCGACAGAUCUUGCUUAAAGAUCUAAAACCUCUAAACAUAUUUAUCGACAUUGAAGGUCGCAUGAGAUCGAUUAGUCGACUUUGGAAUAAGUCGCGUUCUAAAAGAAGAUGA